AUGGCGGAAUUGGCGCAAAAAGCAGUCCUCAUUCAAUCCUCCGACACCAACUUUCAGUUUCAUGCAUUGGGGACGGUGAACGGCCCUGCAGGGGAUCAGCUGCAGUCCAUUGCGGCGUCUUUGGAGCAGUACGCGGCGUUGGGCUUCCAGGCCUCACACUUUUCACAGGCAGUUGCUAUUUGCAAAAGGAUGUUGCAGCCACAACCUCCUUCUGCGGCGGUGAAACAAUUGACGGGCUCCAACGAUGCGAAUGGAAAAGAUGCUUCAUUAACACAAGUCUUGGUGCAACCGACCAUUUUUCUUGGGGCGACGGCAAAUUUGUUUGGUACGGGCUGUCGCGAGGCGAUUCGCUUUCUUUGUAAAGAAAGCGUUUCUUUACCGCAUGGUGUCUUGCCAGCGGCCAUGCCUGAUGAAAUGAGUAUGCCGAGUUGCGACAUUGAUGACGAGACGAUUCCUUUGAAUCCGCCCUUUUAUUCCAAUGCGCUCAUUCAUGCGUUGGUCGUGAGUGGAGGUGCGAUGGAACAUGAUAUUCGUCGCGCAUGUGAACCGUACCGAAUCACCAAUUAUGGAAGCUUUGAUGGAACUCCAUCACAUCAACAACGACAGGAGUCUGCAACGGCAGGGGAGGAUGUUGCUCGGUUUGGAAACAUAAGUUAUGGCGGUAGUGGCACUGGACCAACCUCGUCUAUUUUUACUUCCGUCAUGCGCCGCCUGGUGUCACGUUUAAAAGCAGCGCAGAAGCGUCGUAAGGACGCCUCUACCGCCAAGCCAAUUCCUGCGGUGCACGGCGAUGUCUGUGAGUGGGCGUUCAGUCCAAGUACAGUGUGGUACAUGGCCGGCCGCUGGCUACCAGAACUUUUUACAGAGGUCUUACGUGAGAGGAGUGGAGGAAACAUGGAGGCAGUCGCUGACGAGGCACAGCGGCGUGCUGAGAGCACAGUGUUGUAUUGGGCCUCCAUGAACGGUGUACCCAUUUUUUCACCAUCCUUCUCGGAUGGGGAUAUCAUGAAAUUUAUUCUUGACACGGAGGAUUUGACAACUGCCUUGCUGAAAUUGGAUCUUGUUGUGGAUAUUUACCGCCUCAAUAAAUUUGCUAUGCGUAGCCAGCGAAGCGGAAUGAUUAUUCUUGGAGGAGGUGUGGUGAAGCACCACGUGUGCAACGCAAAUCUUAUGCGCAAUGGAGCCGACGGUGCUGUGUUCAUAAACAAUGGACAGGAGUUUGACGGCAGUGACUCCGGUGCACGUCCAGACGAGGCGGUUUCGUGGGGCAAAAUACGUCUUGAUGGCGAAUCUGUAAAGGUGUAUGCGGAGGUGUCACUUGUCUUUCCGCUGCUGGUUGCGCAGGUGUUUUUGCCUUUUGUGCGAGCAGCGCGCGGUGUGUCGCUAGCGAAAGAAAGUGAAUUUUUGUAG
Trypanosoma cruzi is the source of this 1410-nucleotide messenger RNA. RefSeq names its product deoxyhypusine synthase, putative. Gene Ontology annotation, biological process: peptidyl-hypusine biosynthetic process. Gene Ontology annotation, cellular component: cytoplasm. Lineage: Eukaryota; Euglenozoa; Kinetoplastea; Trypanosomatida; Trypanosomatidae. The transcript has a single exon. The record is from RefSeq and is a predicted model, not a curated record. Bases 1 to 1410 code for a protein of 469 amino acids. Gene Ontology annotation, molecular function: deoxyhypusine synthase activity.